Molecule: messenger RNA, 4432 nt
Organism: Phascolarctos cinereus (koala)
Lineage: Eukaryota; Metazoa; Chordata; Mammalia; Diprotodontia; Phascolarctidae
Source: RefSeq, a predicted model, not a curated record
CUGCUGCCGGAGCUGCUGCAGCAGACCAGGCGGUGGAAGCUGGAGCCGCUGUUCCCGGGAGCCACCCCAGGAGAAGAGACAGACAGAGACAGAGACGCCAUGGCUACUGCACCAGCAGAGGCUGAGACUCGUCAGAGGCUGCUGCGCACGGUCAAGAAGGAGGUAAAACAGAUCAUGGAAGAGGCUGUGACCCGAAAGUUUGUCCAUGAAGACAGCAGCCAUAUCAUCUCAUUCUGUGCUGCUGUGGAGGCAUGUGUGCUGCAUGGCCUGAGGCGCCGGGCAGCGGGCUUCCUUCGGAGCAAUAAGAUUGCAGCGUUGUUCAUGAAGGUGGGGAAGAGCUUUGCCCCCGCAGAGGAGCUGUCCCGGAAGGUCCAAGACCUGGAGCAGUUGAUUGAGAAUGCGCGGAACCAGCUCCAGGGUCUCCAGGAGAAUGUUCGGAAGCUCCCCAAGCUGCCCAACCUGUCCCCCCAAGCCCUCAAGCACCUCUGGAUCCGCACGGCCCUGUUCGAAAAGGUCUUAGAUAAAAUUGUGCAUUACCUGGUAGAGAACAGCAGUAAGUACUAUGAGAAGGAAGCUCUCCUGAUGGACCCCGUUGACGGCCCCAUCCUGGCUUCUUUGCUAAUGGGCCCCUGUGCACUGGAGUAUACCAAAAUGAAGACAGCAGACCAUUUCUGGACGGACCCCUCAGCUGACGAGCUGGUCCAGCGGCAUCGUAUCCAUAGCUCCCACCUCCGCCAGGACUCUCCCACCAAGCGCCCAGCACUUUGUAUCCAGAAGCGCCAUUCCAGCGGCAGCAUGGACGACCGGCCCUCUCUCUCUGCCCGGGACUACGUGGAGUCCUUGCAUCAGAAUUCCCGGGCCACUCUCCUCUAUGGCAAGAACAAUGUCCUGGUGCAGCCGAGGGAUGACAUGGAGGCCGUUCCUGGGUACCUGUCUCUACACCAAACUGCUGAUGUCAUGACCCUGAAGUGGACCCCCAACCAGCUGAUGAAUGGCUCAAUGGGAGACCUGGACUAUGAGAAAAGUGUGUACUGGGACUAUGCCAUGACCAUCCGCCUGGAGGAGAUUGUCUAUCUGCACUGCCAUCAGCAGGUAGACAGUGGUGGGACGGUGGUGUUAGUGAGCCAGGAUGGGAUUCAGAGGCCUCCGUUCCGGUUUCCCAAGGGGGGUCAUCUGCUACAGUUUCUCUCGUGCCUGGAGAAUGGACUGCUACCCCAUGGCCAGCUGGAUCCACCGCUGUGGUCCCAGCGAGGAAAGGGCAAAGUGUUUCCGAAGCUCCGAAAGCGGAGCCCUCAAGGCUCCUCAGAAUCUGCAUCCGACAAGGAAGAUGAUGAAGCCACAGAUUACGUCUUCAGAAUCAUCUACCCCGGCAUGCAGUCAGAGUUUGUUCCCACAGAGUACUCCCAUCCGCCUCCCCCUGCCUCUUCAAGAUCAGCAUGGAUGGUGUUCCCGGCGGGCCGGACCAUGGUUGAGAUGGCUGUGGGGCAGUUGUCCACUCAAGCUGGAGGGGCUGCUGUUCCUACCGUGCCGGACGCAGACUCGUUCCCCCCCAUGCCUCCGGACUUGAUUGAUACCUCCGUGAGCAGCCUGCCUUCCAUGUGGCAGCCCAGCCCUCGGAAGUCAUCCUGUUCGUCCUGCUCCCAGAGAGGCUCCACAGAGAGCGGAGCAUCCAGUGGAUGUAAUCACGAGAGGGCUCCUCUGAAACUCCUCUGUGACAACAUGAAGCAUCAGAUCCUCUCCAGAGCCUUCUAUGGUUGGCUGGCCUAUUGUAGACAUUUGUCCACUGUGAGGACCCACCUAUCAGCCUUGGUCAACCACCUGAUCGUGUCCCCCGACCUGCCUUGCGAUGCUGGCCACGGCCUGACCAUGGGCAUCUGGGAGCAGUACCUGAAGGACAGCACGAGUUACGAAGAACAGGAGCUGCUGCGUCUGAUCUACUUUGGGGGGAUUCAGCAUGAGAUUCGCAAGGACGUGUGGCCCUUCCUGCUGGGCCAUUACCAGUUCGGGAUGACAGAAGCUGAGAGGAAGGAGGUGGACGAUCAGGUUCACGCCUGCUAUGAGCAGACCAUGGCAGAGUGGUUGGGCUGUGAGGCCAUCGUCCGGCAGAGGGAGAAAGAGUCACACGCGGCAGCCCUCGCCAAGUGUUCCUCAGGCGCGAGCCUGGACAGCCACCUGCAGAGGAUGAUGCAUAGGGAUUCCACCAUCAGCAAUGAGUCUUCUCAGAGCUGCAGUUCAGGAAGACAAAAUCACAUCCGUCUGCCAAGCGACUCCAGUAACAGCACCCAGGUGUUUGAGUCUGUGGAUGAAACAGAGCAGGUGGAGGUAGACAGCAGGCAGGAUGACAUGAAGCAGGUCAAGGUCCCCAAUGGGACGGUGGUUAAUGGCACCUGCUCCCCCGACUCCGGCCAUCCCUCCUCCCACAACUUCUCCUCAGGCCAGUCGGAGCACAGUCUCAGCACAGAAGACAGUGUCAUGGAACCACUGAAAAACACCCCGCCAGUGGCAAGGCCUGACGGACCCAGUGCCCAGGAUGGCCAUGAGCCGGACACUGCCCAGCCUGGGGACAAAGCCCCAGCAGAGGAGCUGGCCAUCCAGGACAGCCUGGAAGGGGACUUUCUCGCCAACGACAGCCUGGAAGAGUUCAUGUCUGUGCCUGGGAGCCUGGACGUGGCCCUCCCAGAGAAGGACUCUUCGGUGGUGGAAAGCUGGGUGGGCAGUGAGGCAGAGAAGCAGAGCCUGCUGGAGAGUGAGGACACCCUGUCUGAGGAGCCCGAAAUGGAAAGUCUCUACCCUCAGCUGGAAUCACUGACCGUAGUGGACUCUACAGUCACCGAGGCCUCCCCAGUGUCUUCCAGCGGAGUGACGUACUCUCCAGAGCUACUGGACAUGUACACAGUGAACCUACAUCGAAUCGAGAAGGAUGUCCAGAGGUGUGACCGAAAUUACUGGUACUUCACCCCUGCCAACCUGGAGAAACUUCGCAACAUCAUGUGCAGUUACAUCUGGCAACACAUCGAGGUUGGUUAUGCAGGCAUGUGUGACCUCCUGGCCCCAUUGUUGGUCAUCCUGGAUGAUGAGGCCCUCGCUUUCAGCUGCUUUACAGAACUCAUGAAAAGGAUGAACCAGAACUUCCCCCAUGGAGGCGCCAUGGACACCCACUUUGCUAACAUGAGGUCCCUCAUCCAGAUUUUGGACUCGGAGCUUUUUGAGCUCAUGCACCAGAACGGCGAUUACACACAUUUCUACUUUUGCUACCGCUGGUUCCUUCUGGAUUUUAAGAGAGAACUAGUCUAUGAUGACGUCUUCUCGGUCUGGGAAACCAUCUGGGCCGCCAAACACGUCUCUUCCUCCCACUAUGUCCUUUUCAUCGCCCUGGCCUUGGUGGAGGUGUACCGAGACAUCAUCUUGGAAAACAACAUGGAUUUCACAGACAUCAUCAAGUUCUUUAAUGAGAUGGCAGAGAGGCACAACACCAAACAGAUCCUGAAGCUUGCCCGAGACCUCGUCUACAAGGUGCAGACUCUGAUCGAGAACAAGUAGAGGGGCCAGCGACGCAGCGGUGUCCCCUGGAAGCUCCUGCCCGAGGCUUUGUUCCACCUUCUUUCAUCUGGAGAUGUCCGCACCCUCAAGAAAGACUUUGGGGCCAGGCCGAGGACGCAGGCUGUGCCGGCAGCGUCUGGAAGCGUCUCCUGUUGGGAUACGUGGCAGGCAGGAGAGCAGUUUGUUGCUUCGUACAACUUUAUGCUUAUGUGUUCAACCAAAGAUCUCCAAGUCGGAAUCAGUCUCUUCUGGGGGAGGAAGGGGAUGACUGGAAAAGAAGGGAAAUGUUCCUCCGUGGCCUCAUUGUAUUAUUUCUCUCUUCCCUCGAGACCCACCUCCCCUGAUCCAAGUAGUCCCCAUGAUUUUCUGAGAGCAGGAGCAAUGAAGCCUUCCAGGAAGCAGUCUUGGGGGAGGGCUCUGAGCUGUACUGCAAUGGGGAGGCUGACUUGGCUGCCCAGCAGGUCCGUUGUCCCUUGCGUGAGCAGUGGGCACGGAUGGAGGACCACAGAUGGCCAUAAUGAAGGAAUCCACGUCUCUUUCACCUUCUUCCACCCACUGCCAAGAUCUGCUGCUCCCAGCCCCGAGUCCAGCCGGACAAGGAAAAAAUCCAGAAAUAUGCUGGAUAACCCAGCUUCCUUCUGAUGCUGGGGUCUCUGUUCGAUGCUGCUCCCUCAUUCCUUUCCUUGGGAGGACACACUUUUUUUUUUUUCCUCAAGGGGAAGUUUCUCUUUUACACACCUCAGUGCCAGUCAAAGUCUGGAUCCCGGCAGACAAGGAUUUCUUCUGAGAGCUCUCAAGGGGGCUAACUAGGGCUUCCUUGUGGUGAAUUCCAGAAGGAUGAACAAGAUUGGAGAGUCCUUCCUAAGUGUCCCCCUCCCACCUUUUUUUUUUU